This is a messenger RNA of Pomacea canaliculata, 2159 nucleotides long. Its product is annotated as spindle and kinetochore-associated protein 2-like. Gene Ontology annotation, cellular component: outer kinetochore; spindle microtubule. The transcript has 9 exons. Lineage: Eukaryota; Metazoa; Mollusca; Gastropoda; Architaenioglossa; Ampullariidae. Gene Ontology annotation, molecular function: microtubule binding. The record is from RefSeq and is a predicted model, not a curated record. Gene Ontology annotation, biological process: chromosome segregation; cell division; mitotic cell cycle. Bases 43 to 867 code for a protein of 274 amino acids.
AUCCUUUUAACAACUCACGGAGGUUUCAAAUGUAUUUACAAAAUGGAAGCUGCUGCGGGAUUGUUGGAGGCACAGUUUCAGAAAGCAGAAUCAGACUUAAAUUAUCUUUCUCGAAAGUUGGAGCUUCGAUGUCAAAACUAUGCAGAAGGAGACUGCAGAAAAAAUCCCAUGGAGCUUCUUCAGAAGCUUAAGACUGUAAAGGAUCAGUACAAAUCUUUAGUGCAAGAAGCUGCAGAAAUCCAGAAAGCUCAAGCUGAAGCUAUGGAUUAUUUCCGGAUACAGCUACCAAUUGUAAUGCAGUUACUGCAGGAAAUGCAGGCUCAGACACAGAUGCAGGGGGGUGAAGGAACUAGAGCGAAAAUUGAAGAGCUUCAGAAUCUGCUUGGAGCUGAGCUACCAUCAGCAGCAUUCCAGCCACAGUCUGGGAAACUAACACCUGUUGACAAAAUGCCCACAAGUCCCAGCAACCACACAUCAAUCUCUUGUGUGCAGGAGGCUGACCAAGAAAAAUGUGAAGAUUCUUGUGAUAAAAAUGAGGUAGACAAUAAUCCAGUAAAAGAAGAUCCUGUAGUUCUGCAGGCUAUGAUGCGUGCAUCUAGCAAGGGAUUUGUUGAAGUCAGUUUGGAAGAGUUUGAAUCUGUCUCUGAACUGGUUCGUGGACGUGUCAAGUUGGUGGAUGUUAAUUCUACAUACAGAACUCUUUGGAAACACUUCAAGGAAGGAAACAACAGUGCUCUUCUCUCGGUGGCAGACAUGCACAAAAUGGGUCUCCGUGUUUCAGGAGCCACUGGAAAAGCAAAAUUAAAGGUACUGAGAUCACUUAAGCUGAUAACCAUCUCCUCCAAAGAGGAGGUAAAACUGGUAUGACAAAGAAGCACUGGGUAGUGUUACAUUGUGUUCAACUGUACCAAGGGAAAGUCUCUUGCCAUCCUGCUAUCAAGAGACCAGAAUGGGAAACCAGGUGUUCAGUUAACCACUGGAUUAAUGUUCAGACUCCACAACAAGAACCAUAUGACAUUCUAUAUUUGUAUAUAUAGAUUUAAAAAGUAAAUCUUAUGAUGAUUGCCUGAGGCUUGAAACUUCAGGCUUAUUAAUGGCACCUACAGGCUAAAAAGAAUCUUGAUUGCUUUGUGUACAAGAUGGAUUUAGUAAAGAAGUUGCUGAAGAUAUUUACAAACUCAUUUUCAGUCUGCACUAUCUUUUUUGGAUGCUUCCACUGAAGCAGAUGUUUAAAGAUCUGCACUUUUUACUUUCAAUAUAUUUCUCUCCUGAAGUAACACUUUGUAAGGAAGGACUUUGGUUCAUGCCUGCCUUAUUUAUUUAAAAAUUUUAAGUUUACAUUUUUAAAGUUCUUUGAUGCAAAAAUAAAAGGAAGUCCAACUCAUGUGCAUUCAGCAUAAAACAGAUUGAGUGAAAUACUAAGUGCAGGAUUUAGUCUCACACUUCUGCAGUUUAUAAAUUUGUGUUUGCAUAUAAACUGCACAAUAGACCAACUCAUACUUGUUUUGUAGCAUAUAAGUGAGUACAUCAAGUCAGCCUGACCCACAAGAUCUUUGAAUCCAAUGCUGACAAACAGCUAUCCACCAAAUCAAGGACAAGACUGUAUAUAUUCAUGACUGAAUGUUUGAUCUGUGGUAGCGAAGCAAUUUCAGACACAGAUGCUUGAAAAAACAUCAGUGUAUGUUUAUUGAUGCUUGAAAAAGAAAUGCAUGCCAAAAAAAAAAAAUAUGCUUCAUAGAUAAAUGUAAAGAGAUGCAGAGAAAACUGUCGAAAAUGUUGCUAUUUAAGUUUCUUGAACAGAAAAAAAUGACUUGAUUGUUGUAAUUAGUAUUUAGUACUUUUCACAAGUACAAAUAGUUGUAUAUAUAUCGUUGUACAGAUUUCUAGAUGAUGUUUCUAAAAAUAAAAAAAAUCAGCAUAGGAAGCAGUGGUGCAAUGUGAUGCUACCUUAAAUAUAGCAAAAUUAACUUAUCACCAUAACCAUCCACAAACAUACAUACUAGUGGAUGCACACCCCUCCAUAAUUUUAGGUAUACACACAUGCAUGCGUCAAUUGUGUCCUAAGGAAACUCGUAGCUCAUAGUUGUUUCUUUUCAUAAGUAAUUUUCUUUUCUUUUUUUUUUUUUUUCGGUAUAAACAAUAAAGUCACCUAAAUGUUC